Molecule: messenger RNA, 1710 nt
Organism: Mus pahari (shrew mouse)
Lineage: Eukaryota; Metazoa; Chordata; Mammalia; Rodentia; Muridae
Gene: Il18r1
Product: interleukin 18 receptor 1
Exons: 11
Coding region: 91-1710 (539 amino acids)
Biological process (GO): positive regulation of type II interferon production; interleukin-18-mediated signaling pathway
Molecular function (GO): interleukin-18 receptor activity; interleukin-18 binding
Source: RefSeq, a predicted model, not a curated record
AGGGCUCUAUCACCUCAGCGGUGCGGGUCCAGGGUUAGUUCUGGGAACUGUGGAGCUCUUAGAGAUACCAUUCAAAGCAGAAGUCUAAACAUGCAUCAUGAAGAAUUAAUCUUGACACUCUGCAUUCUCAUUGUUAAAAGUGCCUCCAAAAGUUGCAUUCACCGACCGCAAAUUCAUGUGGUAGAGGGAGAACCUUUUUAUCUGAAGCCAUGUGGCAUAUCUGCACCCGUGCACACAAAUGAAACAGCCACUACGAGAUGGUUCAAAAGCAAUGCUUCACAUGAGUAUAGAGAGCUGAACACCAGAAGCUCGCCCAGAAUCACUCUUCAUGGUCACACCUUGGAAUUCUGGCCAGUUGAGAUGGAGGAUGAGGGAACGUACUUUUCUCAAGUCGGAAAUGAUCGUCAAAAUUGGACCUUAAAUGUCACCAAAAGAAACAAACACAGCUGUUUCUCUGACAAACUUGUGACAAGCAGAGAUGUUGAAGUUAAGAAAUCUCUGCAUAUAACAUGUAAGAAUUCUAAUUAUGGAGAGCUGAUCCGCCACACAUCGCUGUAUAAGAACUGCAAGGAACUAUCCAGAAGCCCGACGAUCCUGAAGGAUGCUGAGUUUGGAGAUGAGGGUUACUACUCCUGCGUGUUUUCUGUCCACCAUAAUGGGAAAUGCUACAACAUCACCAAGACUGUCAAUAUAACAGUUAUCGAAGGGAAGAGUAAAAUAACUCCAGCUGUUUUAGGACCAAAGUGUGAGAAGGUUGGUGUGGAACUAGGAAAGGAUGUGGAGCUGAACUGCAGUGCUUUACUGAAUAAAGACGAUCUGUUUUAUUGGAGCAUCAGGAAGGAGGAUAGCACAGACCCUAACGUGCAAGAAGACGGGAAGGAGACAACAACGUCGUGGACUUUUGAAGGCAAACGGCAUGCUUCAAAAAUACUGAGAAUUCAGAAAGUUACUGAAAACUAUCUCAAUGUUUUAUAUAAUUGCACCGUGGCCAACGAGGAAGCCACAGAUACCAAGAGCUUCGUCUUGGUGAGAAAAGAAACCCCUGAUAUCCCAGGCCAUGUCUUUACGAGAGGAGUAACUGUGGCUGUUCUCAUCUCUGUGGCAGCAGUGUGUGUGGUGAUUUUGUGUGUCAUUUAUAAAGUUGACUUGAUUCUGUUCUAUAGGCGCAUAACGGAAAGAGACGAGACACUAACAGAUGGUAAAACGUAUGAUGCCUUUGUGUCUUACCUGAGAGAGUGUCAUCCUGAGAAUAAAGAAGAGUACACUUUUGCUGUGGAGACAUUACCCAGAGUCCUGGAGAAACAGUUUGGGUAUAAGUUAUGCAUAUUUGAAAGAGAUGUGGUGCCUGGUGGAGCUGUUGUUGAUGAGAUCCAUUCACUGAUAGAGAAAAGCCGGAGGCUAAUCAUCGUUCUCAGCAACAGUUACCUGACUAACGGAGCCAGGCGUGAGCUCGAGAGUGGACUCCACGAAGCACUGGUGGAGAGGAAGAUUAAAAUCAUCUUAAUCGAGUUUACUCCAGCCAGCAACAUCACCUUUCUCCCCGCAUCGCUGAAACUCCUGAAGUCCUACAGAGUUCUAAAAUGGAGGGCUGACAGUCCACUCUCUUCGAACUCACGCUUCUGGAAGAAUCUUCUUUACUUGAUGCCUGCAAAAGCUGUCAAGCCAUGGAGAGAGGAAUCGGAGGUGCGGCCUGUUCUCUCAGCACCUUGA